Messenger RNA from Monoraphidium neglectum, 813 nucleotides. RefSeq lists its product as hypothetical. NCBI's taxonomy places the organism in Eukaryota, Viridiplantae, Chlorophyta, Chlorophyceae, Sphaeropleales, Selenastraceae. The record is from RefSeq and is a predicted model, not a curated record. The transcript has 5 exons. The coding region runs from base 1 to 813 and encodes 270 amino acids.
AUGCACAACGAGGUCUUCAAUGAAGCCAAGAUCUACUCCUUCAACGAGGGCCUGUUCCAGGCCUCACCCGGAUGGGACUGGGACGUCUUCUCGCGGGACGAGGACCCCCAGCACUUCCUGGUGGAGCUGCUGCAGCUGCGCCCUCACACGGAGGAGCGGGGACGGGCGAUGGCCGGGAGGGGCUGCAAAGCCGUCGGCUUCAAGCUCUUUCCAGAGCACUGGAAGGGCGCGACCACGACCGUGUUCCAGCGCCUCCUGGCGGACCCCCGCGUCAAAAAGAUUGUGCUGCGGCGCGGCAACCACCUUGACGUCUACGCCUCCAAGCUGAGAGCGGACAAGACCGGUGCUUACAUAGGCAAGCGGCUGGACCAGGUCCCCCUGGAAGUGGACUUGGCCGCCUUCCAGGGCUUUGUGACCCACUAUGACAAGGUGUACGCUUACUACGACACUCUGCUGGAGGGCCAGGGCACCGCCAGCGUCCUCCGCAUCAGCUAUGACGACCUUGCAGCCGCUUUCACCGACGACGCCGGCAUGGUCGGCGGUGCCGCUCGCAGCGAACUGGGCGGGGCUGGGGGCGGCAGCGGGGGCGGCGACGGCGGCGCGGAUGGCUGCUGCGCGGCGCGCCGGAUCCAGGCGUUCCUGGGCGCCGCGGCCGCGCCGCCCAAAGCGCUGGCUGUGACGGUGAAGCAGACGAGGCGACCGCUGAAGGAGGGCAUUGAGAACUUCGACGACCUCGCAUUUGCAUUCAGCUGCACAAAAUAUGCUGGCUGCUUUGCCUGCUACAAUGACGGGGACGACUACCGCGGCAGUUGA